AUGCAGAAAUCGCCCGUGGAAGAUGCAAACUUUGUGUCCAAAUUCUUCUUCUGGUGGAUGUCACCGCUGCUGAGGAAAGGCUUCCGGAAGAAACUUGAGCUCACAGACGUGUACAAGGCCCCGUCAUUCGACCAUGCAGACAACCUGUCGGAGAGAUUGGAGAGGGAGUGGGACCGGGAGGUGGUCUCAGCCAAAAAGCCCCGUCUGCUCCGCGCUCUGGCCCGAUGCUUCAUUGGGCCGUUCACCUUCUUCGGCAUCCUCCUCUACCUCGGAGAGGCUUCAAAGACCGUGCAGCCUCAGCUCUUGGGUCGCAUUAUUGCGUCCUUCGACCCGUUCCAUGCCCCGGAGCGCUCGCAGGGGUUUUACUUGGCUCUGGGGCUCUGUCUGCUGUUUGUGGCCCGCUUCAUGCUGCUGCAACCAGCCAUCUUCGGACUGCACCACCUGGGCAUGCAGAUCCGGAUUGCCCUGUUCAGCCUCAUCUACAAGAAGACACUGAAACUGUCGAGUCGAGUCUUGGACAAGAUCAGCACCGGACAGCUCGUCAGCCUCAUGUCGGCGCAUCUCAACAAAUUGGACGAGAGCCUGGGUUUGGCUCACUUUGUGUGGAUCACUCCGCUGCAGUGCAUCUUGUGUGUGGGACUGAUCUGGGAGCUGAUCGAGGUCAACGGCUUCUGUGCUCUGGCCGCUCUCACUCUGCUGGGACUCAUCCAGGCCUGGCUCUCGCAGAAGAUGGGACCUCACCGGGUGAAGCGUGCCGGAAUGAUAAACCGGCGUUUGGCUCUGACCUCUGAAAUCGUUGAGAACAUCCACUCUGUGAAGGCAUAUGGCUGGGAGGACAUCAUGGAGACCAUCAUCAAGAACAUCAGACAAGACGAGAUGACGCUGACAAGGAAGAUCGGCUCGCUGCGGUACUUCUACAGCGCAGCCUACUUUUUCUCAGCCAUCUUGGUGAUCGUGUCAGCCAUCGUCCCGCACGCUCUCAGUAAGGGCAUCAUCCUCAGGCGGAUCUUCACCACCGCCUCCUACUGCAUGGUCCUGAGGAUGACACUCACACGACAGCUGCCCGGCUCCAUCCAGAUGUGGAGGUUUCUGAUGAAGGAGGAGCACAGAGUUCUGGAGUACAAUCUGACCACUACAGAAGUGGAGCUGCUCAACGUCUCUGCUUCAUGGGACGAGGGCAUUGGGGAGCUGUUUGAGAAGAUCCAGCAGGAGAACAAGUCCAGGCCUCCUCACUCAGAUCCAGGCCUGUUUUUCACAAACCUGUAUGUGACCCCUGUGUUGCGCAACAUCAGCCUGUACCUGGAGAAGGGACAGAUGCUAGCGGUUGCAGGUUCCACCGGAUCAGGGAAGAGCUCGUUGCUGAUGAUGAUCUUGGGGGAGCUGGUUCCCUCAGAGGGGAAGAUCCGUCACAGCGGUCGGAUUUCCUUUUCUCCGCAGACUUCCUGGAUCAUGCCCGGGACAAUCCGGGACAACAUACUUUUUGGCCUCACCUACGACGAGUACCGCUACACUUCGGUCAUCAAGGCCUGCCAGCUCGAGGAGGAUUUGUCCCACUUCCCGGAGAAGGACAAGACUCACCUGGUGGAAGGCGGGGUCACUUUGAGUGGAGGCCAGCGAGCACGCGUCGGUCUGGCCAGAGCUGUGUAUAAAGAUGCAGACCUGUACCUGCUGGAUGCUCCCUUCACUCACCUGGACAUCGUCACUGAGAAGGAAAUCUUUGAGAAAUGUGUGUGUAAGCUCAUGGCGUCAAAGACUCGCAUCGUGGUCACGUCUAAACUGGACCAUCUGAAACGGGCCGAUAAGAUCCUCCUGCUGCACAAUGGCGACUGCUACUUCUACGGGUCAUUCGCCGAGCUGCAGGCCAAACGUCCAGACUUUAGCUCUCUGCUGCUCGGGCUGGAGGCCUACGACAACAUCAACGCAGAGAGACGCAGCUCCAUCCUCACAGAGACACUCAGGAGGGUGUCCAUCGAUGAGACCGCUGCCUUCAGGGGCCCGGAGAACCUGCGUCAGUCAUUCAGGCAAAACCACAAUCCGAUCAUCUCCAACCAGAUGCAGAACGGGGGAGAGAGCCAUCCAGAGAAGCGCAAACAAUCCUUGAUUUUAAACCCGUUAGCCGCAGCAAGGAAGUUCUCCAUCCUUGGCGGCAGCAACCAGCCUCCGAUCCAGCAGAGCACGGCGCUGGAGGACAGUGUGCGAGAGAUGACCGAGCGCAGAUUCUCUGUGGUACCGGAGGACGACCAGGUUGAAGAGGUGCUGCCGCGGUCCAACGUGUUCCACCACGGCUUCCACCACCUGAAUGGGCAGCGCCGCCAGUCAGUGUUGGCCUUUAUCACCAAUGCACAGGGCCAGGAGCGGCGCGAGCAGGUCCAGUCCUCCUUCAGGAAGAAGUUGUCUAUCACACCGCAGUGCGACUUAGCCUCAGAGUUGGACAUCUACGCGCGCCGCCUCUCCAAAGACAGUGUGUAUGACAUCAGUGAGGACGUGGACGAGCAGGAUAUGGAGCAAGCGUUCGCAGACGAAAAUGAGACAGUGUUUGAGACCACGUCCUGGAGCACGUACCUGCGAUACCUUACCACCAACAAGAGUCUAGUCUAUGUGCUCGGCUUCAUCUUCCUCGUCUUUGUCAUUGAGGUGGCUGGAUCUGUCAUUGGCAUUUACCUCAUCACUGAUGAGAUCUGGAGAGACGGCGCCAACCCAAACUCCCCUAACUAUAUCGACGAGCAGCCGCAGAACGCCUCGUCGCCGCCGGUGCACUUGGCCGUGAUUGUGACCCCCACCAGCGCCUACUACAUCAUCUACAUCUACGUGGCUACCUCCGAGAGUGUCUUGGCCCUGGGCUUCUUCAGAGGUCUGCCCCUGGUACACACGCUGCUCACCGUGUCCAAGCGCCUCCACGAGCAGAUGCUGAGCGCCGUGCUGAGGGCUCCCAUGGCCGUGCUCAAUACCAUGAAGACCGGUCGAAUCAUGAACAGAUUCACUAAAGACAUGGCCACUAUUGAUGACAUGCUGCCUCUGGUUCUUUUCGACCUCAUUCAGCUGACCCUGAUUGUGACCGGAGCCAUCUUCACUGUCUCCAUCAUACGACCGUACAUCUUCGUCGCUGCCAUCCCAUUGGCCGUGAUCUUUGUCAUACUCAGGAAGUACUUUCUGAGGACGGGACAGCAGCUCAAACUACUGGAAGCUGAAGCUCGCAGCCCCAUCUUCUCCCACCUCAUCAUCUCGCUGAAAGGACUGUGGACCAUCCGUGCGUUCGGGCGCCAGACAUACUUUGAGAUGCUGUUCCACAAAGCUCUGAACACGCACACAGCCACCUGGUUCCACUAUCUGGCAACUCUGCGCUGGUUUCUCUUCCGUUGCGACAUGAUCUAUGUGCUGUUCUUCACCGCCGCUGCCUUUAUCGCCGUGGGAACCAACAAGGACAAACCCGGAGACAUUGGCAUCAUCGUGGCGUUGGCGAUGCUGAUUCUGGGGACGUUCCAAUGGGCCGUGAUCACCAGCAUCACUGUAGAUGGACUGAUACGCUCAGUGGACCGUGUGUUUAAGUUUAUUGACCUGCCCUCCGAGGAGCCGCAGUCUGGAAAGUCAGGCCGCUUGGGUCCAGACCUGGUCCUGGAGAAUCCUCACGUCCAGAACUACUGGCCCAACCGCGGACACAUGAAUGUCCAGGGUCUGACCGUUAAGUACACCCAGGCUGGAAGAGCUGUGCUGAGCGACAUCAGCUUCUGUGUGGACGGAGGCCAUAGUGUAGGUCUGUUGGGUCGCACCGGCUCGGGUAAAAGCACGCUGCUCUCGGCUCUCCUCAGACUGGCCUCUACAGAAGGAGACAUCUCCAUCGAUGGCGUGUCGUGGAGCUCCGUGUCCCUGCACACCUGGAGGAAGGCCUUUGGGGUCGUCCCACAGAAAGUUUUUAUUCUCACUGGGACGUUCAGGAUGAAUCUGGACCCAUACAGUCGCCACGGUGACGACGAGCUGUGGAGGGUGGCAGACGAGGUGGGUCUGAAGUCUGUGAUCGAGCAGUUUCCUGAUAAACUGGACUUCCUGCUGGAGGACGGAGGAUACGUCCUGAGCAACGGUCACAAGCAGCUGCUGUGUUUGGCCCGGUCCAUCCUCAGUAAAGCAAGAAUACUGCUGCUGGAUGAGCCGUCUGCGUACUUAGACCCCAUAACGCUGCAAGUACUGAGGAAGACUCUGAAACAGUCCUUCUCUGACUGCACAGUGAUCCUGUCGGAGCACAGAGUAGAGCCGCUGCUCGAAUGCCAGUCCUUCCUGAUGAUCGAGGGCAGCUCCAUAAAGCCGUACGACUCUAUCCAGAAACUCCUGAACGAAACCAGUCAGCUGAAGCAGGCCAUGAGUGCACAAGACCGGCUCAAACUGUUCCCCAACCUCCACCGCCUCAGCUCCUGCAAGAGAGCUCCAAACCAGGGUCCCACCAAGAUCUCCAGCCUCCCAGAGGAGACUGAAGAAGACAUACAUGAUACCAGACUGUAA
Molecule: messenger RNA, 4491 nt
Organism: Knipowitschia caucasica
Lineage: Eukaryota; Metazoa; Chordata; Actinopteri; Gobiiformes; Gobiidae
Source: the annotation of a GenBank genome assembly